Molecule: messenger RNA, 4240 nt
Organism: Sphaeramia orbicularis (orbiculate cardinalfish)
Lineage: Eukaryota; Metazoa; Chordata; Actinopteri; Kurtiformes; Apogonidae
Gene: slc24a3
Product: solute carrier family 24 member 3
Exons: 18
Coding region: 117-2069 (650 amino acids)
Biological process (GO): intracellular calcium ion homeostasis; calcium ion transmembrane transport
Cellular component (GO): plasma membrane
Molecular function (GO): calcium, potassium:sodium antiporter activity; calcium channel activity
Source: RefSeq, a predicted model, not a curated record
CUAAGUUGAGUGUCCACACACCGCGCGUCUCCGCGUCUUCCUCCUCGUUCCGCUGUCUCGUAGCUCUGCGCCGCCACCGGGGGAUCCGCCGGAACGCGCCCCGGACUCAGAGCGCCAUGGCCCGCGUGGUGGUCGAAGGGAUGCCGGAGGAGAAGACGGCCGCGGCCGGAGGAGGAGUGAUGCUGAACCGGCGGAGGAGCAAAGCCCGGCGGAGAAAGCGAAAGGAGUUGUUCGGUAUCCAGAUGUGUUUGGUGGGGGUACUGCUGGGGCUGGUCACGGGGCUCCAGUCUGUGGCACAGAACGCAGGGUAUGGGGUUUCCAGCUCUGUGGUUGAAGGGGAGGCGAGGUGGGAGAGCCGUCACCUUUUACAACAUGUCUACGAAAAUGAGUCCAAGCUUUACUCUGAGCCUGAAAAGAACUGCACUGAACCAGCGAUCCACGAGUUCCCCAGGGAUUACUUCACCAACCAGGAGCGAAUUGACGGAGCAGUGGGUCUGCACGUCCUCUGUGCGGUCUACAUGUUUUACGCCCUGGCCUUGUUGUGUGAUGACUACUUCGUCCCCUCGCUAGAGAAGAUCUGUGAGCGUCUUCAUCUGAGUGAGGAUGUUGCUGGAGCGACGUUCAUGGCAGCGGGAAGUUCAGCUCCUGAACUGUUUACCUCUGUCAUCGGAGUCUUCAUCACGAAAGGUGACGUCGGCGUGGGCACUAUCGUGGGUUCGGCUGUUUUCAACAUCCUCUGCAUUAUCGGAGUGUGUGGGAUAUUCGCUGUACAGACGAUCCGUCUGUCCUGCUGGCCUCUGCUCAGAGACUCUGUCUACUAUACUCUGUCUAUUUCUGCUCUUAUAGUGUUCAUAUAUGAUGAAAAGGUGGUUUGGUGGGAGGCUCUUACGUUGAUCCUCAUGUAUUUUGUCUACAUUUUAAUUAUGAAGAUGAACUCGUACGUUGUUCGUUUUCUGGAGAGGCGGAAAAAAAAUUCAAGCAGUUUGAGGAACGGAGCGGCGAAUAACGCAGAACUAGACGACGGCUGCGACGCAACAGCUGUGUUAUUAAAGAAAGCUAAUCACCACAGGAAGACGUCGGUGCUGAUGGUGGACGAGCUGCUGUCGGCUUACCCCCACCAGCUGUCCUUCUCCGAGGCUGGCAUGAGGAUUAUGAUCACCAGCCACUUCUCCCCCAGAACCCGCCUCACCAUGGCCUCGCGAAUGCUCAUCAAUGAGAGGCAGCGGCUCAUCAACACACGGACUUUGACCAACGGCGACUCCGACGUCACAGUGAAAGGAGGAAGCAGGCGAGGCAUCGAAAAUGGACUUUCAGGAGCUGAGAGAGGGGUCAGGGUUCACCACGAUGACAGGGAGGCAGGAAACGAGACCGAGAAUGAGGACAACGAGAACAAUGAGAAUGAUGAAGAGGAGGAGGAAGAGGAUGGAGAGGGGCCCUUUGUACCCUUCCAGUGUCCAGCUGGUGCGUUCAAUAAGCUGAAGUGGCUGCUGGCCUGGCCUCUCUGCCUUGUGCUGUACUUCACCAUCCCCAACUGUUCCACACCACGCUGGGAGAACUGGUUCAUGCUGUCAUUUGUGUCGUCCACGCUGUGGAUCGCUUCUUUCUCGUACAUCAUGGUCUGGAUGGUAACGGUGAUCGGCUUCACGCUCGGCAUUCCAGAUGUCAUCAUGGGCAUCACCUUCCUGGCGGCCGGCACCAGCGUCCCCGACUGCAUGGCUAGCCUCAUAGUGGCACGACAAGGAAUGGGAGACAUGGCGGUUUCUAACUCAAUCGGCAGUAACGUAUUUGACAUUUUGGUGGGACUGGGACUCCCCUGGGCCUUGAAGACUCUGGCUAUCAACUACGGCUCCGAUAUAAAACUGAACAGCAAAGGACUGAUCUUCUCUGUGGGGCUCCUGUUGGCAUCUGUGUUUAUGACGGUCCUGGGAGUUCACCUCAAUAAGUGGACGCUGGACAAACGCCUGGGCUUCAUGUGUCUCCUCCUCUACUCCAUCUUCCUGUGCUUCUCCUGCCUCAUCGAGUACAACAUCUUCACCUUCGUCAACCUGCCCACCUGCCGGGACGAAUGAGACCACACACACACACCGACACACACCGAUGCGCGCACACACAUAUCCGCAGUAGAAGCGUAAGAUUCUUCAAACCACACAAAGCCUCUACUGUGGACGGAGAUCCCACUCUGUUCUAUUUCUGUGGAUUUUUUUUUUUUUUUUUUUUUUUUUUUCUUCUUUCUUUUUAGUACCAUCUUUUCUGCUCAGUGCAAUAUGGAGCACCUCUGGUUGUGCUUCGAAAGACCAGAGUGUGGGAUUGAUUUGAGGAGCAGAGAUGGACACGACAAGAACAUGGAAAGGAGAGACGACAACAAAAAGACUCAGUGUCCCGCUACUGCGUCCUUCUGAUGUGAGGACUUUUACUUUAGAAUUCCCCUUGGAAAGAGAGAGAGAGAGAGAAAGAAAGUGGGAGAGCAGAUGUGAAAUCUCCAGUUCGGAUGUUUACUAGCUGCUAACUUUUCCUGCAAAGUGGAGGCAGGUCUUUUAGAUAGAAUAGAUAAGAGUAAUAAGGAAAAAAAUGCAAUGAUAUAAGUUAUAUAAGUGGGCUGGAGGGUGAGGGUUAGUGCUGUGGUUUUAAGGGCGUUUUGCAGGUUUUGUUUUUUUUUUUUUUGUUUUUUUUUUAACAUUAUGUACAUAUGGUCCAGUUAGUUUUGCUUUUACGAAGUGGACUAAACAACUUUCCGUGACAGACGUAUCUUCUUCCAUCUGACUUUCACUCAUUUUUAACUUUUUUCUGCCUAUAUUUCAUUCAGUCGUGUAUAACUUCCUGUAAUUCAUCCAAAAAGUUCCGUCACACUGUAAACGAAGCAAACUACAAUUCAUUCGGACCCGGAUGAACACCAUCGCAACUACCACCACCUCUUUGGAGGACCGUCUGUUUGUUCGACUACAGCUUCACACCUGCUAAUUUCGUCUUAAAAGUCCCGAGGCAGGAACAAAACCUGUUAUGCAGAUGAGCACAUUUUUCUAACAUCAUUAUCUUACAACUCUUUCUGUUUCCGUUGUGUGAGCCAGGUUUUUUUUUUCCACAUCCAAGUGUUUUUCAUUUUGUGUGUUUUCCAGGUAAAAUUUCCCACAGAGAACCAGGGCAUUAUCCCAACGCCGUGUUAAAAACUAACUCCUAUAGCCUCACAGCUGUAGCUUCUAUGUUUUGUAAAAUGAAUUAGCUUUAUAGAGAGUUUUUUUUUUCUUUUCCUCUUGUAAAUAUUGCGCCUUUUGUAAAUACUCCCCAGAUAUCUUAUUUAUUAUUUAUUCAUGUCAUACGCACAUUUCUCCUCUGGAGGUCGCAGAAACACCUGGGCAGGUUUUAUUUAAAGACCCAGGGGGAUGCAUUUCCAAGAGGGACACACAUUUUCAGAUCUUCACACGUGUAUAAACAAGCACAAUUUUCUUCUGGGAGUCCUGUUGAUGUCAUUAGAGCAUGACAGAAGUUCUGGGUAUGGAUGUCAGGAUGUCAGACACAGACUUGCACUGAAGAGCUUAAAACUAGCUUAACUGAAAGCGGGUGGUGGGGGAGGGGGGAGGAGGGGGUCUCUCCUGUAAAUGCAUGCUGAUUAUGAGGAUGGCAUCCUUGUAAAAUGAAGCAGGUUUAUGUGAAAUUCCUAAAUGAUGUUUUGUGGUCGGUGAUCUCAUAGUCUGCGCUGCCACCUAGAGGCUGUCAACACAGAGUAACAGACUGCGUGUCUCGUAUCAAAGACCAAAUACUAAAAAAAAAUAAAUAAAAAAAUAAAAAAUGUAUAUAUACAGUGGAGGCAUUACUUAAAACAGCUGAGAAAAUCAGGAUGAGGUAUUUAAGUGAAGUAGAAUAAAGAUGCAAUAUGAAGCAUCAGGACUUUUAUCCCAACUCAGAUAUUUAACGUUGGGGUUUGUAGUGUUAUUUUUAUCCAGGAGUUCUUUGUAUUUUGUAAUGCCUAAUGUCUAGAUUUGUCCACAUAAUGGUAGGUUUGUGCUACAUGAAUAUUCCUACUAGUUUUUAGAGCAUGUACAAUGUGGUUCGUGAACCCUGCAAGGGGAAGGAGGGGGGGAGGGAUUUUUAUUCCAUCUUGAAAAGCACCUUGCAUCUCUGUCACACUGUUCCACUGCAUCACUGUCGGAGCCUGUUGAUUCGCACUCAGCGUCCGAGUUUUCCUCCAGAUGGGUUCAUUUUGAAACGUGGAAGUGCUCUAUUUUUUUUUUUUUUUUUAAUCUCC